UUUUCCGUAGGCUGGAAGGCUUCACUCCAGCUUGGGAUCUGCCGCUGUGGCUGCCGCUGCCGCCGCCGCUACCUCCUCCAGCUGCAAGAGACAAGUUCGGUGGGGCUUCUCCACUGAAAUACAAUGUUUGACGGCUCCCUCCUACCUCCUCUUUUAUUUCAUUUGCUGCUGCUGCUGUUGUUUGGGGAACUGGAUACAAGCGCAGCAGUUGGAAGUGUAACCGCUUUUGAGCUGGAAGUGGUGCUCCCUCAGCGGGUGCGUCCGGAGGACAUCCACCUGCUGCCACUGCCAACCGCGGACUUGGGGGCUGGUGGCUACGGCUCACCGCGCGAGCGGCGGCGGCGGCAGCCCCACACAGCAGCGUCUACAGAGCAAUCUCCCGACUCCGGGAAACGUGGCUUUCUCUUACACUUGCCGGCCUUCGGGCGAGACCUCUACUUGCAGCUGCGGAGGGACCUGCGCUUCCUUUCUCGGGGCUUCGUGGUCGAGGAGCACGGGACAGCCGGGAGUCGAAUCCCAGAGGCUGAGCUCUGCUUUUACACGGGUCACGUACUAGGUUAUAACAACUCCUUUGCUUCAGUCAGCACCUGCGGUGGAUUGAUUGGGUAUAUCCAGAUUGGAAAAGAACAGAUGCUGAUCCAACCAGUAAAUAAUUCCAAUGGCUCCUUCAAUGGACGAGAACACUUGGUCAGGCGGAAAAGAUCAUCAAACUCUGGUGAUCAUGCUAAAUCAUGGAUACCUGAUGAACUCUGUACAGUUAUAACAGAAAAGAAGAAACCAAAGAAAAAUAAAACUACUAGUGACUGGAGAGAGCGAAGAAAUGCCAUUAGACUCACAAAUGAGUAUACUGUGGAAACACUGGUUGUUGCUGAUGCCGAUAUGGUCCGAUAUCAUGGUGCUGAAGCUGCACAGAGAUUCAUCCUCACCGUGAUGAACAUGGUAUACAACAUGUUUCAACACCACAGCCUGGGAAUUAAAGUCAAUAUUCAAGUCACCAAGCUUGUACUUCUUCGAAACCGUCCUGCUAAGUUGUCCAUUGGGCACCAUGGAGAGAGAUCCUUGGAGAGUUUCUGUCACUGGCAAAAUGAGGAAUAUGGUGGAGCAAAGUAUCUUGGUAAUAACCAGGUCCCUGGUGGAAAGGAUGACACCCCCCCUGUGGAUGCUGCUGUUUUUGUUACUAGGACAGACUUCUGUGUACACAAAGACGAACCAUGUGACACUGUGGGAAUUGCAUAUUUGGGAGGAGUAUGCAGUGCUAAGAGGAAGUGUGUGCUUGCAGAAGACAAUGGUCUCAACCUGGCAUUUACAAUUGCUCAUGAGCUGGGCCACAACAUGGGAAUGAACCAUGAUGAUGACCAUUUAUCCUGUGCGGGAAGAUCUCAUAUAAUGUCUGGAGAGUGGGUCAAAGGCAGAAACCCCAGUGACCUUUCAUGGUCUUCCUGCAGUCGAGAUGACCUUGAAAACUUCCUCAAGUCAAAAGUCAGCAUGUGUUUGCUGGUAACAGAUCCCAGAAGUCAGUAUGCUGUACGGCUUCCUCACAAACUCCCUGGCAUGCACUACAGUGCAGAGGAACAGUGCCAGAUCCUCUUUGGAACCAAUGCAACUUUCUGUAAGAACAUGGAGCAUUUGAUGUGUGCAGGGUUGUGGUGUCUUGUAGAAGGGGAUACAUCUUGCAAAACUAAGCUGGACCCUCCUCUGGAUGGCACUGAAUGUGGGGCAGAUAAGUGGUGCCGAGCUGGGGAGUGUGUCAAUAAAACUCCUAUUCCAGAACAUGUGGAUGGGGACUGGAGUACCUGGAGUCCUUGGAGUAUGUGCAGUAGGACAUGUGGUACUGGAGCUCGGUUCAGACAAAGGAAAUGUGACAAUCCCCCCCCUGGGCCAGGAGGCACAAAUUGCUGGGGAGCAAGUGUGGAACAUAUUGUUUGUGAAAACUUACCCUGCCCUAAGGGAGUACCUAGCUUCAGGGAUCAACAAUGUCAGUCCCAUGAUCGGUACAACUACAAGAAGAAGGGUCCUCUGACAGCUGUCAUUAUUGAUGAUAAACCUUGUGAACUCUACUGCUCUCCUCUGGGAAAGGAGUCUCCUAUGCUGAUAGCAGACAGGGUCCUUGAUGGCACACCCUGUGGGCCCUAUGAGACUGACCUCUGCGUACAUGGCAGGUGCCAGAAAAUUGGCUGUGAUGGGAUCAUUGGAUCAGCUGCCAAAGAAGACCGUUGUGGAAUAUGUAAUGGAGAUGGCAAAACCUGCAAGGUUGUAAAGGGAGAUUUCAACCAUACCAAAGGAAUGGUCACCAAUAAUAUUUGUAAGAAGGUGUCCACGUGUGUGAUGACAAAGGCAAAAGCUGUUCCCAAGUGUUUUUCAUGCUAUAUUGAAGCUGCUGUAAUUCCUGCUGGAGCCCGUCGGAUUCGAGUGGUUGAAGACAAACCUGCCCACAGUUUUCUAGCUCUCAAAGACUCCAGUAAGAAAUCCAUUAACAAUGACUGGAAGAUUGAGCUCCCUGGUGAGUUUCAGAUUGCAGGCACCACUGUCCGCUAUGUCCGAAGGGGUCUGUGGGAGAAAAUUUCUGCCAAGGGACCAACUAAAAUACCUCUGCACUUGAUGGUAUUGUUAUUUCAUGACCAAAAUUAUGGAAUUCAUUAUGAAUACACUGUUCCUGUCAACUAUACUGCAGAAAUUCAGAAUGAACCUGAAAAGCUACAGGAUUCUUUAUACAUCUGGACUCAUAGUGGUUGGGAAGGAUGCAGUGUGCAGUGUGGUGGAGGGGAACGUAAAACUAUUGUGUCUUGCACUAAAAUUAUCAAUAAGACCAUGACUCUAGCAAAUGACAGCGACUGUCAGCAUGUGAGUCGCCCAGAACCACAAGUUCGGAGAUGCAAUUUACAUCCCUGUCAGUCAAGGUGGAUGACAGGACAUUGGAGUCCCUGCUCAGCAACUUGUGAGAAGGGCAUUCAGCACCGAGAGGUGACUUGUGUUUAUCAAUUGCAGAAUGGUACCUAUGUUAAUACUCGAGAUUUUUAUUGCCUCAGUCACAAACCAACAACAGUUCAAAGUUGUGAAGGCCGUGACUGCCUUUCUAUCUGGGAAGCAUCUGAAUGGUCAAAAUGUUCUGCUGAUUGUGGAAUAGGAACACAGAGGAGAACAGUGGCAUGCACCAACUCUCAAGGAAAAUGUGAUCAAACCACAAGACCAAAAGCAGAGGAGGAGUGUGAAGACUACACGGGCUGUUUUGAGUGGAAAACAGGGGACUGGUCUAAGUGCUCCUCCACAUGUGGAAAAGGUCUACAAUCUCGGGUUGUGCAAUGCAUGCACAAAAUUACUGGGCGCCAUGGCAAUGAGUGCCCCAUCCUCUCAAAGCCAGCAGCCUAUCGACAGUGCCACCAAGAGGUCUGUAAUGAGAAGAUCAAUGUCAACACCAUCACAUCCCCUCGACUUGCUGCUCUGACCUACAAGUGCACAGGGGACCAAUGGACAGUAUACUGCCGGGUGAUCCGAGAGAAGAACCUAUGCCAGGAUAUGCGGUGGUACCAGCGCUGCUGCCAGACAUGCAGAGACUUUUAUGCCAACAAGAUGCAGCAGAAGAGUUAAUGACACUUCUCUCCUGUCUAGACUGAAUAUUGCCACCAUUGUAUGGAAUUCAAGGAUUUGUAGGUCAGAGUACUGGAACUUAAUGACAGAGGGAGGGCUGGAUUCCAAAGCAUACACAAUUAAGGUUAAAGUUAUUCCAUAAAUUGGAUGUCCCAAAGCUAUCCAUCCCUCACACAUGCCGCAAUCAUCUCAAGAAUUAUCACACAAAAUUUAAUUGUAAAUUUGGCAUCAACACAUUUGUCAUUAAUACUUUUUAAUAUAUUAUUAAUAGCCACUGGAUGGCUUUCUACAGUAGGAAAGAAAGGACAAAAAGUCACAAAGUAAAUAUAGUCUCUAAGGUUUUAUGUACCUCAAAGAGGAAAACCUCUGAGCAACAGCUCUAUAUUAAGGUAGAGACAUUAUCUAGCACUUCAGUCUUGGCUGUCUUCUGGUAUUUUUAAUUCCCACUGGUUAAUAUACUAAGGGAGGAAUGGGGAAAGAGGGAAUCACAUGAAUGAAAUGCUUAAUUUUAAAAGGAGUCUUACUAUAAAAAACCUGUGAAAAUUGAUGGCAGAGGAAAUGUCAGUGAGAAAAUAGUGCAACAAAAUCACAGCCUUCCUUUUCAUUUAACUUCUUGAAAACAAGAUUCAGAACUUUUGCUGUUCUGCCCACAUCUAGGAGCAUAAUUGCUCUUAAAACUCUUAAAAAUUGUUACUUCAUCUUUACUGUCCCUUCUGCAAGUGCUUGAGGUCAAGUAAACUGAUAAACAACAAUAGGAGGACAUUUAUUCCGUAAAGUAGCGUGCUUUGUGAAAGAAUGCCCAGGGAGGUGAUGUUUCUAAGGCAUUUGAGUUGUUCUGAUCUCUGCUUGCCACCGUUUCAGGAGGGAAAACACUGUAGCAAAACAGGACAAUAUUUCUUCAGGGUACUGUGAAAUUAAUGGAAUUGGUACAUAUUAUGCAGGGAGUUAAGAACAAUUUUGGCAGAGAUGUAAAGAUGAAUUGUUGACCCAUCAGGUCUUUUCCAUGUCUGAUUUCUACAAGCCUGUCUUUCAUAAUUUUUUUCCAAUGCAAAUACAUCACAUCACACUUAGACAAUAUUUGAAUAUUUCAUGUUACUCACUAGUACCAGAAUAAGGCUAUUUUCAGAGACAUCAAAAAGGUCUUUUUAAACAAUAUUAUACUCUUGAUUGUCUGAAAAUAGAUAUUUAAACUCAGCCUAUAGGACUUGCAGCAUAAGCCCAGAUCUAUAAGUCUGGCCCUUUUCACUAUGGAUUUUGCUAAUCUCCUUUGCAUGUGAUCUAAAAUACACAACACAAUAGUUAAGUCAUUUAUGACAUAUAGCAAAGCUUCUAGAGUGGAUUUCAAACCUCCUCUCUGGACCAGGCCUUAUGUUAUUAGGGGUUUUUUUUGUUGUUGUUGCUAUUUAUAUGUGACAUUGGUGAGGGACUCUUAAAUGUUAAGAAAAAAAAUCCCUCCUCAGUUAGAGCCUACCAAUAUCCAGAAGUACAGGGAAAUGACGAGUUAACACCUACUUUAAGGGCACCUGUGAAACCAGCCUGUUCACACAAACUGGAAAACAUGUUCUAACCCUGCCUUAGUAAGGCAAUGUUUGUUAUUGGUCGUAAUGCAGGUGGUCCUUGGUAUCUGUAGCUGUCCUAGAAAAAAAGGCAUAUUUUGCUCACAGAUUCUGUGAGCAUUUCACUGGUGCUUAUAUUUGAAAAUGUUUCUGUGAGAAAGCAACCUUCUCCUACCUUAUUUCAGAUAGAUGAUCUCACUUAGAUCUAAUUACUAAGUAGUCAUCACAGUGAUUCUACCAUAUGAAAUUUUUGCUGAUUUAAUGGUGCUCCAUUAAUUUUUUUUCUUUCUGAUGCAACAACUUCAAAUUUUUUUAAUGUGCUAUUGUAACAUCAGGAGGGGGAAAAAUUUCUCUACCUUCCCCCACACCUUGUGGGGUAUUUUUGUGUUUUGUGUGAAUGAGUGUGUUGGGGGUGUUUUACAAGGGUUGGGUGUUUUGUUUUGUUUUUAAUACCACAGAUAUGGAAAGUACUGGGGAAGUCUGAGAAUGAAUUCAUUUCCACUUGCAUAAACAAGAUAUUUUGCAUCUCCUAUAGGUGCUCUAUGGAAAAAAUAAAUUAGGGAAAAUGUCAUGACAUGAUGUAGUAUAAUCCUUGGUAUAAAAUGCCAACAUUUUCCUUGACACCUUUUAGAAAACAUUUUGUUCUUUUAUAGCUCAGGGUAAGGCUAUAAGAUUUUAUUGCCUUCUCCCUACCCCUACUUUCAGACCCUUGUUUCCACAAAAUAUCCAAUUAAAUUCUGGAAAAAGUUGGGCCUUGAUUUUUAUCCCCUGCUCUUCCAUUUGUUCACAUAAAAAUAAAUAUAGAGGCUUUGUUUUAUUUCACAACUAAGCAAUAAUACUAAAUUAACUACUUGAAGAUGAGGGGCAGAAUUCUUACUGUAUGAAGCCAAGUUUUCAAAGGGAGUUACUAAAAGCUGAACCCAGAAGUAUUUCUGGUUGAUCUACACUUUCAGCUUUAGUCAAUAAAAGCAAGGCAGUGCCAUUGAUGUGCCCAUGUAGAAAAGCAGGGAAACCACUUAAGCCAUACUCUUUGAAAAUUUGCUCUGAGAUUUUUUUUUUCAUGGCUACCCUGCCAAUGUCAAUUCUGUGCCACUCUACAAAAGACCAACAAACUAUGAUUGGAAAUGUCCAAUUCUGUUAAAUUUGCACUAUUUUUGCAUUAUUAUUUCCUAGAAGCCUUUAACUAAACCAAAAGUUUCCAUUUUGCCCUCUCUUCAUUUUAUUUCAUAGCAAUUCAGAAAAGAAAAUUGCAUUGUAGCUAUUCUGAUACUUUGGGGUUUUUCUUUUUUUAUUUAGAAAUUGAUGUUCUGUGAUUACAACAGUGCUAUUUCCAUAUUGUAAACAAUACCCUGUACUGUUACUAAAGUACUGUACAUUUUUAGUUGCACAGAUGUGUAUUUGAGUAUAGAGUCUCACUAUCUUACAUAUGGUGCUAUUUUUAUUGGUGAAAAAGAAAUCCUAACAGUUGGUUAUUGCUUGAUAUUUUAUUAUAAUACAGGGAUAUAUCCUCAAUGGCAACAAUAUCAUUUAAUUUUUCUUUACAGAGUCAAAUGUAUAUUUUUUUCAUUAGUUAACUUACAUUAUGUACUGUAUCCGUGGUAUUUUUAUUUUGCUUUUUUGGUGCUGGUUUUGAAAACACAGAAGUCAAGCAGAUUGGAAACAGUUGUAAAUGAAAAAAAUUCUUCCAUUUUGAAGCAGACUGAAUGUUUAAUAAAAUGUUUUUCCAUAA
Molecule: messenger RNA, 6870 nt
Organism: Monodelphis domestica (gray short-tailed opossum)
Lineage: Eukaryota; Metazoa; Chordata; Mammalia; Didelphimorphia; Didelphidae
Gene: ADAMTS17
Product: ADAM metallopeptidase with thrombospondin type 1 motif 17
Biological process (GO): extracellular matrix organization; proteolysis
Cellular component (GO): extracellular matrix
Molecular function (GO): metalloendopeptidase activity
Source: RefSeq, a predicted model, not a curated record